AUGCACUGCUCUGACCCAUUGACGCACAGCAAUAGAGCGUUUGGCUCUCUGCCCUGCCUGGCUCAGACUCGUCCUUCUAACAUCAAAUCCACUUCGUGCAUCAACCUGUCCGUAUCGGAGCCCGGUCCCCGGCAGCCGUCCCGCCCCCGCGUCCUGCUGAAGGCUCCCACUCUGGCCGAGAUGGAGGAGAUGAACAUAUCUGAGGAGGAGGAGUCCCCAGAAAGCGGGGAUCUGAGGCGGGCAGAGAGCUCCCCCAUCCCUCUGAAGAGAGACCGCUCCUUCUCAGAGCACGACUUAGCCCUGCUGCGGGCCGAGAUGCUGCCCCCCCUCUCUGACACAGCCCUGCUGGGGGGGGCGGUCCGGCUGCGGGGGGAGAGGCCUCGGUCCAGGACUCUGACCGGGGCCGGGCCACCUCCUACUCACAGAG
This is a messenger RNA of Notothenia coriiceps (black rockcod), 427 nucleotides long. RefSeq names its product protein spire homolog 2-like. The annotation marks the transcript as partial. Lineage: Eukaryota; Metazoa; Chordata; Actinopteri; Perciformes; Nototheniidae. The transcript has 3 exons. Gene Ontology annotation, biological process: actin filament network formation; Golgi vesicle transport; intracellular transport. Gene Ontology annotation, molecular function: microtubule binding; actin binding. Gene Ontology annotation, cellular component: cell cortex; cytoplasmic vesicle membrane. The record is from RefSeq and is a predicted model, not a curated record.